CUGACAGAUGUUGGCUCUUUCGAGUACUGGAAAAUCCGUCCCGUCCUCCAACGCAUCGAGUCCCCCGAACAACUCCACCAAAUCGAGCUUCGCUCUCCGCAAAUCUGUGGCGAAGAUGCUGAGCUCUGGCGCGCUUUCAUCGCUCGAGACAUCCCUAACUGGCGAGACAAAAACUAUUCUCCUAAGAAUCCGUUAGAAUGGUAUCGGGUCUACCGCAAGUACAAGAAGGAACAGCAGAGGGAAAUCGAGCGGGAUGAAGAGGCAUUGCGGAAUAGUAUGAUGGGCUUGAAGAAGGAGCGAGAGACACAUGUUUCGAAGGUCGUGGAUUUGAGGACCCUGCCGAAGAUUCCUAAGGAUCCGAGGAUGCUAGCUAAUAAUGGCGGUGUACCGAUUGGGAAGGCGAGGGGCUUUAAGAAGGAGGGCGCGAGCACCUUGAUGUGGACGGCCGGGAGCAAGACAAAGUUGACGGAUGGGAAGAGUGUUCUUACCAGGGCGAGGAGGGAGGCGAAGGAGAUUAGCCAAAUGAGCAAGUUGUCGAGACCUACGCAUCAGUUGAAGGGGAAGAUGGGCCAAGUCAUGAGGGCGCCUCCUGGAAUGGUUAACGAGUAUCAGAAGGCAAGCCAGCCGGUGUUGAGGAUAUUGUCCAGGAAGCAGAACCCUGUUGGGAAGUUUUCGGGUGGUAUUACUGGAAUUAGUGGACCAUCUCUUGAGGAGAGAGAGGCGCGGUUGCGGGCUUUGACAUCCCCACCAAAGAAAGAUGCAGGAGGUUUACAGGAGACAUUGGUUGGUUCUUCAGAAGACGAUGAAGAUUACCUCGACGACGCAGACGACUUGUUUGACGAGCACCCU
This is a messenger RNA of Hyaloscypha bicolor E, 849 nucleotides long. RefSeq lists its product as uncharacterized. The annotation marks the transcript as partial. Gene Ontology annotation, biological process: transcription elongation by RNA polymerase II. The record is from RefSeq and is a predicted model, not a curated record. The transcript has a single exon. NCBI's taxonomy places the organism in Eukaryota, Fungi, Ascomycota, Leotiomycetes, Helotiales, Hyaloscyphaceae. Gene Ontology annotation, cellular component: nucleus; elongin complex.